Drepanopeziza brunnea f. sp. 'multigermtubi' MB_m1 is the source of this 243-nucleotide messenger RNA. RefSeq lists its product as uncharacterized. The record is from RefSeq and is a predicted model, not a curated record. Gene Ontology annotation, cellular component: mitochondrion. Lineage: Eukaryota; Fungi; Ascomycota; Leotiomycetes; Helotiales; Drepanopezizaceae.
AUGCACCCUCACCUGCACACCAAAGACAACACCGCAUGCGAGGAAGUCAUGACGGCCCUGGAAGAGUGCCAUGCGCGCGGCUUCCUCUGGAAGGCCGUCGGCAUGUGUAACGGCGCCAAGACGCAGGUCAACAAGUGCCUGCGCGCCCAACGCCUGGAGCGGACGCGGCUCAAUCGCGAAAAGGCCCGCGUGAAGAAUGAAGAGAUUAGGGCCAAGUGGGCGGAGAUUGAUGCGAAUUCGUGA